AUGGUGAAGCCAACCUUUACUCUUGCGGGACUUUUAACCCUCAGUUCCGAGGCUCUAGCUAGUCCUGAUCCAUAUUACUUCAUUGCAGGCGUCGAGACGAGUAACCCUGGGUCUUCAAUCAACGGCCUAAACUUUCGUGACGACCCCCAGUCUAACGGCGAUGCCUUGGUAACCUUGGUUGAAUGUGGCAACUUCCUCUACCUUGACGACAAGACUAAUAACCUGGCUCUGAUAGAUUACGAGAAUCAUAUUGUACUAGGCACCGGCUACAUGGACGAUUCCUCUGCUCAUAACUUUCCUGCUUUCGCGAUAGACGGGCGUAUCACUGUCGGUUCAAGACGCGGAUAA
Talaromyces proteolyticus is the source of this 348-nucleotide messenger RNA. RefSeq lists its product as uncharacterized. NCBI's taxonomy places the organism in Eukaryota, Fungi, Ascomycota, Eurotiomycetes, Eurotiales, Trichocomaceae. The record is from RefSeq and is a predicted model, not a curated record. The transcript has 2 exons. Bases 1 to 348 code for a protein of 115 amino acids.